Messenger RNA from Salmo salar (Atlantic salmon), 7003 nucleotides. Its product is annotated as nuclear factor 1 A-type. The record is from RefSeq and is a predicted model, not a curated record. Gene Ontology annotation, biological process: regulation of transcription by RNA polymerase II. NCBI's taxonomy places the organism in Eukaryota, Metazoa, Chordata, Actinopteri, Salmoniformes, Salmonidae. Gene Ontology annotation, cellular component: nucleus. Gene Ontology annotation, molecular function: RNA polymerase II cis-regulatory region sequence-specific DNA binding; DNA-binding transcription factor activity, RNA polymerase II-specific.
CAUUGCAUUUAUGUUGGUCUCAUUACUUCCCUUAAACCGUGUAUACUUUGGGAGCUAUGCUGAGAGGGGAGUACAAGAGUCUGUCCUUCAGGCACUGUGGACAAAAGUGAACUGUAUGUAUCUGUAUGGAACUCGGUGCAGGCGGUUGUGGUUCCUGUCGCCGUAGACAGGACAGACGCAACACGGAUUCACUUUAUCGUCUGCUGUUAGAGAUCAUUUUCUAAACGGAAACCAGCUGUCGGGCUUCAGCAACAAGCAAUUGUUUGGGUGUUCAGGGAUAUUAUCACCUUCAUUAACUACCGCACCCUCCUUGUUCGUAAAUCCGACACACUCAUUUCGGAGUUCGGCUCCACCGUGAAGCCAGCCGCACCACAUGCCUUCAAUGCUUUCGGUUGUUGCGAGCUUUGUUUUGUCUCUUCGAGAAACCGGAGUGAAUGGGCGAACUCAAAUCGAGCUCAGAAGAACGAACGUCUGACAAUCAGCAUUUUUUUUGUACUGGUAUUAGUAUGAGAACAAGAUUAGCACUGUCCGAAGAUGACUUAUUCUUUUCCUAUUUCCCGUGAUUUUUAACCUCUCCGCUGCAGCCAGCCUGCCUUUGGACUUUUCUUUUAUUGUUGAAUAUGCCUCUGGUGAAAGUUUUGAGUUAUCCAACGAAGGGACUGCUCUACGGCUUUUACUGCACUGUACAAUAGAUGAGUGCGGAAAGUGGAAGCAGUGUAACUCGAGGCGGGGUUAAAGUUCAGCUCUAUGGAGUGGUGAAGCGUUGGUUGCAGUUCGCAGAGUUGGAAAUGUGAAAGCAAGAAGCAGGCUUUAUUUUUUCCCUCUCUCUCUCCCUUCUGUCUCUCCUUUUUUUUCUUUUUCAAAACACGGACACAGCCAUCACGGACACAGCCAUCACGCAUACACGGGCAAACACGGACACACACCCACACAUAUAUCACACAUACACACACACUCACUCACACACCAUCACACACAUAAACACGCAGACCCGUUCGUGUAACCCAAACAUACACACAUACAUACACCCUCCACAUCCAAGAUUAGAUACAACAGCUAUGUAUUCUCCGCUAUGCCUAACACAGGAUGAAUUCCAUCCUUUCAUCGAAGCACUGCUGCCCCACGUGCGAGCGUUUGCCUACACAUGGUUCAACUUGCAGGCCCGCAAGAGAAAGUACUUCAAGAAGCACGAGAAGCGCAUGUCUAAGGAAGAGGAGCGCGCGGUGAAGGAUGAGCUGCUCAGCGAGAAGCCCGAGGUCAAGCAGAAGUGGGCAUCGCGCCUUCUGGCCAAGCUCCGCAAGGACAUCCGGCCUGAGUUCCGGGAGGAUUUUGUGCUCACCGUCACCGGGAAGAAGCCCCCGUGUUGUGUGCUGUCCAACCCUGACCAGAAGGGUAAGAUGAGGAGGAUCGACUGCCUGCGUCAGGCAGACAAAGUCUGGAGGUUGGACCUGGUCAUGGUCAUUUUAUUCAAAGGUAUUCCCCUCGAAAGUACUGAUGGCGAAAGGCUGGUAAAGUCCCCACAGUGCUCGAACCCAGGGCUGUGUGUGCAGCCUCAUCACAUUGGAGUUUCAGUAAAGGAACUCGACCUCUACUUGGCCUACUUUGUGCAUGCAGAUGGCCAGUCAGACAGUCCCAACCAGCAGAGUGAGUCUGAUAUCAAGGACCAGCCUGAGAACGGACAUCUUGGCUUCCAGGACAGCUUCGUCACAUCGGGGGUCUUCAGUGUUGCUGAACUCGUGCGAGUCUCACAGACCCCCAUCGCAGCGGGGACGGGUCCUAACUUCUCGCUGGCGGACUUGGACAGCUCCUCCUACUACAGCAUGAGCCCCGGGGCCAUGAGGCGACCCUUACCAAGCACCUCCUCCAGCAGCUCGGCCAAGAGGAUCAAGUGUAUGGAGGAUGAGGUGGACAGUCCAGGAGAGGAGUCCUACUACCCGGGCCAGGGUCGCUCCCCGGGCAGCGGCAGCCAGGCCAGCAGCUGGCACGAAGUGGAACCAGCUGGAUAUAAACUGCGUGGCUCGCUAGCUAGUUCGUUCAUCUCAAGACAAGCGAGUCCCCACGCCACGCCGUCGAGCCUCCACUUCCCCACGUCGCCCAUCAUCCAGCAGCCCGGCUCCUACUUCUCCCACCCGGCCAUCCGGUACCACCCCCAGGAGAGCCUCAAGGAGUUUGUCCAGCUUGUCUGCCCCGACUCCGGCCAGCAGGGAGGACAGGUGGGCUUCCUUAACCCCAACGGAAGCAGUCAGGGGAAGGUCCACAACCCAUUCCUGCCCACCCCCAUGCUGCCCCCUCCACCCCCGCCCCCCAUGGCGCGGCCCGUACCCCUGCCUGUGCCAGACUCCAAACCACCCUCCACCUCCACCGAGGGAGGGGGCAACUCCCCCACCUCGCCAACCUACUCCACACCGAGCACGUCCCCAGCCCAGCGCUUCGUCAGUGUGGGCCCCCGAGACCCCAGCUUUGUAAAUAUCCCUCAGCAGCCCCAGUGGUACCUGGGAUAAGGACUCCAGACCCCCUCGCCGCCCGCUGGACAGAUCGCUGGACCCCCUACUUUCUCCCCUGAGUGCGACCCGACCUGAACCGACCAACACCCCGCAAACGUGCCCCCGCGUCUGACAGAGAGAAGCCCAACACUCCUCCUCCCCCCAAUCUGUCGCCGUCUCAUCACCCCCAGCGCCUGAGAGACUAGAGCAUCAGCAUGGCUACAACAACACCCCCCCACCCCCCCCAGAAAACAAGAGGAGAGCUACUCACCGCUAGAUACACUAUAUAUCUAUAUAGCCCAUAUAUAUCCCCCAUUCACAUGGUUGGUUUAUAUGCCUAUAUUCAUAUAUAGUACCAGUCACCUCAACUGUUUAUUGGAAGAGAGUUAGCAGCCUAUAUAUCCUGGGAAAGUGCACGUCGUCUUGUUCCUUUUCUUUCUUCUCGUCCACCCCACUUUGCCCCGGAGGGGACAUGAUCAUGUGACUAAAUCAAAGAGCUUCCCUAUACCUUUCGUCGUCAUAGCCGAACUUUGAAGAAGGUCCGGCGGGCGGGAAAGGCACAGAGAGCUAUGCGUCCUGUGUACGUGUAUGUGCCGAAACGAGGGGAAGAUCAAAGCUCUUGUUUCCUCUCUGUCUUUGCCCCCUUUUUCUCUCUGGUUGUUUCCGGACUCUGUUGAGUUUGUUGGGGGUUAUUGCCCCUGGUUGGGUGGCUCGCGGAUGUGGAGGUUUUAGCUGGGUCGGAUACCAACCAGUUAAUACUUCUCACCCACCACCCCCCACCACCACCAUCUCUCCACACCCCACCCUAUCCCACACUCAACCCUGAGGAGGGACUCUCCCCCCACAGCCAUGCCAAGAGUCUGAAGGCCUUCACCCGGCCACAUGGCUUUUCCAGGGACAUCUAGCAUUGCAAAUGGAACCCCAUGCAGAGGAGAACAAGCUACCAACCACCACCCCGUGAACUCAUAGGGCAGGGGGACGAGAGAGGGGACGGGGUAUUGAUGUUUAAUAUCGGUCAAUCGGGUGACAUAUUGAAGCUGGUAAAUAGGCUGCAACGAGAAGAGAAGUAUUUCAACGAGAGGCUUGUGAGAAAAUAACUUCUGUCUGGGAGGCUUGUUCAUGUUUCAUUUUUGUAUAAAGGUAAUUUCAGUUCUUUCCGAUCACCCUACAAACUAACGGUCUGUACGAUGCUAUACAAUGCAAAGGGCAGGUAGAAGGUCUGUAAUUCUACAAACUGACUAGACGGGAGACAUCCGUGACUUACGUGAACAGUGGAAUAUUGAAUUGAGGAAAGUGCAAUUUCGUUGGAUAGCGGUUGGAUAGUUAAAUGUCUUUGUAAGAUAGGUCGUUGAAACAAUUGGUGAAAAGUAUAUAUAUUUUUCUUCCUAGUCCUUUCACACCUCCGGGACUCUAAAAUAUCGGGGUACAAAAAAAAACCGUCAAUUAGAACGAUAGCCUUGUGAGAAAAUAAGGGGAGCUGUAUUUUUUGUUUGUUCAUCUUGUAAAUUUGUUAGUAUUGUAGAACGAAAAAUCCCUUUAAGAAAUAUAAUUUUAAAGCAUCUCUUGCAGCUUUAGACUGCGAUUCAUAUUUUUUUUUAAACGCAAAGUGAUUAACUUAUUUUAAGAAAGCACAUGAUUUUAAAUAAAGAAGUAGCGGCUUAAAUUUCUCAUGAGGCAAAAUCCGGAACAACUUUGUUGUAAAAAUUAUCUUAUAUGGGCGUCCAAGUUCUGGUUUGAUUGGCUAGACCUUCUCUAAGCCUUGUCCAAUCGGAAGCACUUAUUCCUGCAGUUGGCUUAUGGGCUGGGGGUGGAAGUUCAGUGAGAAAGAGAAAAAGCAGAGGGACCCUCUGUGAGCAUUUGUGUUGCGAACACGUUGAUAUCUACAUGAAGGCAAGAUCGCAACCAGACGGCGAAGCUUUUCAGCCGCUUCGCAUGCAAAUGACCAUUUUAUUAAAGUUUUGUUUUGUUUUUGUUUCCUAUACUAUACAUACUAUAUAUAUACACUCUUAUGACCGACUCAUCCACUGUCGAUCAAAAAACGUAUUAAAACUAUUUAAAAAAUCAAACAAAAAAAAUCUGCAUGUUCUAGUGUUAGUGACAAAUUUUUACAUAGAUUAUGUAGAGUUAGUGAAUAAAGACACUAUUGUAAUCCCAACAUCAGGCACUUGCCAAUAGUCUAUAUUUGUUUGGCCCCUCGAGGCUUUUUUUUUACUGCUGUCCUUCACAAUCAACCAGCUGAACGUCUUUAAGACUCUUAUUCGCUUCUCAUCAUUUCUGAGUCGUUUUUCCUAUUUCGUUCCCUCUUGAAAUGAUCAGUUCUCGUUUUUUCUUAAAGUAUAUAUAUUUUGUUUGUAUGUUCUCAAAUUGCACGAAACAAUUGUUCCUCAUCAAUGUGCCUUGAGCGAUGGUCUAGUCCCGAGUUGUUGCACAAUGUUCCAAUGUGGAGAGUUACAUUUUUUUUUUAGCCCUUUUUGAUUUAUUUGUUUCAUCCCCCACCUCCCAUUGUGUAGGAGUGAUCACAGUUGUAAUACUGAUAAGGAACAUGAAAUAUAAUGAAAUUGCUGGUUAUAAUACGCAGUAUUACAUCUGCUAUUUGAAGACCUCUCAGGCCCGUACAACAGUGCUUUUUCUCUCUAUGAUGCAACAUCGAAGUGCUGUGUGAGUACAGGAUCUGACAUACUAUCUCUGUCUUGUACUGCUGUUAAACUAGGCCAGAGUCAAUCACCCUGAUAUGGCCCCAUUUUUAGUCGUUCAGUGAGUAGGAAUAGAGCUCGUAGCUUUGUAUCUUGUAGAUAGUUUAGUUAAACCCCAAGCAGCCCCCUACCUGUAAACCAUUUUUUUUUUGUGUUGAGAAUACUAGUCUAUUGAUAUUUAUGGAUGUUGCUGCAAUUUCUAAAUGGAAAGUACUUUUUGUUUUGGAGUCUUCCUGUUUUUUUUGUUCGUUUUUUUUGUUUUGUUGUUCUCCCAGAAGUGAAUAAUGAGAAAGAUAUAUGCAAUACCUGCUUGCACUCAUGUAGACAUACACUAGUCGUUUUUUUUUGAUGAUCUUUUUAUUUUAUUUUUUAUAAAGUUAGCCUGCACUUGACUGGCUGCAUGGUUGGGGGUCGGUCCAUUUGGCAGACCCACUCAUGGAGAACAAAGGUUUCGCAAAGCCUAGUCAGCCUCGCUCGGGUAUUUUACUUUAUUUGUAUUCCACACGUACAAGAUGACCGCAAAAUAUAUUAGGGUUCUCCUUUUUGUAUAUUUCUGGUCACAAGCAAGCCUUUCAACAAGUCAAACUUCCUCUCCGUCACAAAAUCCACAUUUUCGACAGACUAAGAAAUAUGACGUCCAACAAUAAAAGUCCCACUUUCUAUAUCCUUUACUUCAAACGGACUUCCAAGUUGCAUAUAUAUGAAUUGUUUCUCUGUCUAAUACAUAUAUCAUUUUAAAAACGACAUUGUGAGUAUUGGGAAACCUUUCCCAAGGUGUCCAACGUGAUGGUUUAGUAGUAACACUUGCGUGGAUUGUGUGUUUCAUUUAGUAGGACAGUUUUGUUUUGUCUUUGUUCUUGCCUACCCUUUAGCGAUGAGUUGGGCAUUACUUUCUUAAUUAUCUGCACUAAAAUAUGAAAUAAAUGACAAUAGUGAGAAUUAUUGAAAAACUGCUUCCAGGGCUUAAAAGAGCGAAGGGAGGGGAAAAAAAACAAUUGCACGGACAUUUUUGUCACAAAACCUUGUUGUGGACAGCCUAGCAUCUAAUCAGCAAGAUUUGGCUGUGUGUAAAAUACGACAAAAUUGCGCCCUUUUUAAAGAAAGAAAGACUAAAAGCAAUAGUUUGGGCAGACUGUUUUUGUUCCUGUGUCGUGUGUGUCAUUUAGUUAUGGGUACAGAAGUGGAGAAAAGAUGUAGUGAUGAUGAGAAAGAGAGUAAAAAACGAUGGAGCAGGCAGGGCCGAAAGGCCUGACUGUGGGAGACGUGGUGUUUGUAUGUUGUAUAGUUUUAUUAAUUACACUGAUUUUAAAGCUGCCCUAUUUUAUAAUGCAGGACUUUUGUAACAUUAAUUAAAUGAGGAAAAAACUAGUGUUGUGAAUUGUCUGAUUGUUUGUAUUAAGGCCACAUUAAUAGAACUGGUUUUGUUUGUUCCAUGGGAACUGGAUUUAAGUUGAAAACUUUCCUGUUUCCUUCUUCUUUUCUUUCCUUUUUGUAUGUAUUUAAGGACUUGUUCUUCUUUUGAUGGUAUAGCGUAUUCCUAUACUUAAAAAGUAUAGGGUAUUGAGGUGAAAAGCCCAUUGUAAAUGGAUGUUACAGUAUGCUGUAUGUUGAAGGUUAUUUGUUGCAUCAGCGUUGAUGAAGCUAAAUCUAGGUAAUUCUGAGGAAAUUGGUAAGAAGAGUGUUUUUUUUUUUUUAUGCAUUUAAAAAUUAGUUUAGGCAGAAGACAAUGACAUAGACAGCCAAAGGAUGCCCCUAUUAUAAAUGCAUCUCGGCAUCUUUUUUUGUGUUCACCAUUCCAUGCAGGAAAAUAAACAGCUUGAUAUGCAA